UCUCCCUCUCUCUUCAGGCGCUUGUUGGGUCGGUGGUGAAGCCGCUUCUUGUCUCCGGAGCUCCCAGCGAAGGAUGGACGUCAGCGGGCGGUAAGAGCACCCUCCAGACACUGAGGAAAGGGCACAAGACGUAAAGAAAGAAGUCUGUCGCUGAUAAAGAAGAGAGGAUAACUUGACGCAUCCGAAAAGGGACACUGCGGUGAUGGCUGAAGCACCUCAGCAGGAACAGCAGCAGCAGCAGCAGGAGGAGGAGGAAGAGGAGCAGCAGCUGCCAAGCUCUGUGGAAACCAGUGAAUCUGAUGAAGGCUCAGAGGAACCAAAUGAAGUCGUCAGAAAGGCUCGACCACUUCUGUCCAUGAGGUCCAUGAGCACCAUGAGCACCAUAGACCCAGAUGAUGACUACCCCAAUAUGAUCGUUUUCAGAAAGAUUGAAGAUAUUGUCACUCUCAUCCAGGACGAGACCGAAGGCCUGCCCAUCAGAACUGUCAAAAGUUUCAUGACCAAGAUCCCCAGUGUUGUUACAGGUGCAGAGAUAGUACAAUGGCUGAUGAAGAAUUUGUCCAUAGAGGAUCCAGCUGAAGCCAUGCACAUCGGGAGUCUGAUGGCAGCUCAGGGAUACUUUUUUCCCAUCUCUGAUCACGUGCUGUGCCUCAAAGAUGAUGGAACUUUAUACCGCUUCCAGGCGCCAUAUUUCUGGCCAUCCAACUGUUGGGAGCCCGAGAACACAGAUUAUGCUAUCUACCUGUGCAAGCGGACCAUGCAGAAUAAGACGAGGCUGGAGCUGGCAGAUUAUGAGGCAGAGAAUUUAGCCAGACUGCAGAGGGCCUUUGCAAGAAAAUGGGAGUUUAUCUACAUGCAGGCUGAGGCGCAGGUCAAGAUCGACAGAAAAAAGGAUAAAACUGAGAGGAAGAUCCUUGACAGCCAGGAGAGAGCCUUCUGGGACGUCCACAGACCAGUGCCUGGAUGUGUUAACACCACAGAAAUGGACAUAAGGAAAUGCAGACGCAUGAAGAAUCCUCAUCGAGUUAAGAAGUCAGUGUACGGUGUGGUGGAGGAGGGAACACAGUCACAGAGUCCCAUACACACUUCGUUACACCACUGCCGAAAAGGGACGAAAGAUGAUGUAGAAAAAGAGAUCUUAUUUCUGAACACCCAGCUAGAUCGUCACUGUUUGAAAAUGUCUAAAGUUGCUGAAAGCCUGAUAACCUACACAGAGCAGUUCAUGGAGUAUGACCCAUUUGUAACCACACCAGAACCAUCUAAUCCUUGGACCAGUGAUGACCCCACUCUCUGGGACCUGGAGAUGAGCAAAGAACCGAGUCAGCAGAGGGUAAAGAAGUGGGGUUUCUCCCUGGAGGAGGCUCUGAUGGAUCCAGCAGGACAGGAUCUGUUCCUCAAGUUCCUAGAGUCAGAGUUUAGCUCAGAAAACCUGAGGUUCUGGGUAGCAGUGCAGGGUCUGAAGAAGGUCCCCCAGCAGGAUGUUGCGCAGAGGGUCCAGGACAUCUGGGCAGAGUUUCUGGCAGAGGGAGCACCCAGCUCCAUCAACCUGGACUCGCAUAGCUAUGAAAUCACCAGCCAGAACCUGAAGGACCCUGGACGAUAUAGCUAUGAGGAUGCCCAGGAUCACAUUUAUAAACUGAUGAAAAGUGACAGCUAUCCACGUUUCCUCCGCUCCAAUGUCUACCAGGAUCUGCUAAUGGCAAGGAAGAAACCUGAAACAGAGCAGGGACGACGCACCUCCCUGGAGAAGUUCACUCGCAGUGUGGGAAAGUCGCUGACAGGAAAACGACUCACAGGCCUCAUGCAGUCAUCCUGACAAGGUCUGGAUUCGGAGUAGGAGGAAUCGUAUCCAAAGCAGACGCUUACAGUUGAGAAGCUUUAGGAACAGGACACUUGUGUGUGUAGCAUUGGGAGGCUAGUGAAGAUGCCAAACAAGCCUAGAACUGCUGAAAUGGAAACCCAACAUAUCUGGAUGGCACCUCAGAUAAAGGGAAGAGGACCCAACAGCAUGCAAUAACUCACCAGAUUUGGCACAAAGGGAGGUGCUGUUAUGGUAAAGACGAUUUACAGCGACUCUGCUUUGGAGGAUUUUGUUCAGAAGCUUGUAUCGAACAAGACUUGGCGAUUUUUCUCUGACUACACUAAUUUUAUCAUGGUAGCUGAAGAGGUUAAUGCUUUAUUGUCAGUGAUAUUUACGUGGAAUGCUCGAAUGCUUUGACUGAUGUCAAAAUGAGACUUAGAUUUUCGCUGUAGCUUGGUGUUUUAUCUCACUUCACUAGGAUGUAAAAAGGGAAAGUGGAAUGACGGGUUUACAGUAAUCAACACUUGAAACAAUGACAGGUAGAGUAGUGCAUCAACAUGCUAGUAAAGGCUGAAGAACAUUAGUAAUUGUUUCCUUGACUAAGGAACAAAAGGUAGAAAUUUAAAUGCGUCCUGCUUGUAAUUUAAGCAAAGGACACGCCAAUACUGGUUACCAUUAUUUUAACAGUUUUAAGAAUCGUAACUACGUCCAUGUUGGUCAGUUAUAGCAAAGACCACAAAUAUCAAUUAUAUGCUGUGUAAAAUGCUUUUUGUAAUAUACUUAGGGUGGACCCUUUUUUAACAAGCAGCUGUUGUUUUUAUCCUCUGAUACUAAGUAGAGAAAUUCAAUAUAACAAAACUAAUUACCAGUUAUAUGAAGUAGUAUUUCUCCUUGAUGUCCAUUGCUGCUAUAUACUGUAUGCUGCAGCAGCAUAUACAUGGCUGACUUUAAAGCAGGACCAGAUUAUGCACUGGGUUAAUCUACAUACAGUUUCAGUCAGCAGUUUAAAUCUUCUCAUUCCCAUAAGUGACACAUUUCUAUCUUUUAAGGAUUUAUUUUUUCAAUAGAUGAAAUGUUACAUCAAAUAACAAGUAAAUAUGGUGGCCCUGAGGUGCAAACCACUUCAGCAAAUUGAAAGCACAAAUACAAAUAACAAAAACACAACAACAAAUUGAAAGACACUACAACAUUAACGAAGCAAAAUUACAAAAACGCUACAACAUUAACAAAACGUUGGAGACUUGAGAAGUCACUGAUUGGACGUCAGUGCUUUUGAACCGGAAGUUAUUGCUUCCGGUUUUUUACGUGAUUCGGUCCACUUACUUGUAUUAGUUUGCUGGCAGAUAAGCCGCUUUGAAUAAUGUGGACGCUACAGUAUAGCGUAUCGCAUCAAAAGGACUGUCGUCCAAUCAGUGAUUUCUCAAGUCUCCAACUAGGACAUACCCUUUCCGUUUUGUUAAUGUUGUAGCGUUUCUGUAAUUUGUAAUGUUGUUGUGUUUAAGGUUUAAGGUAUUUUGUAAUUUUCCCAAUUAUUUGGCCUAGUUGAGCAGUGACUGACGACUCAUGGUUCAAACUGUCUGAGGGUUUCAUAGAAGCUGAGAGGAAUGAAAAUGCUUAUCUAAACCCGGAAAAGUUCCACUCCAUAAUUAAACUUUGCACACUUUUAAUACAGAUGUGUAUUGAAACUAAACAUCUAUUCAUUCACAGGUGCAUCAGUGCUUACUUGUCAGUUUAAAAGCAUUCCAGAAGCUCAAACAGCUGUGUUACUGUAAACCAGUUCUGUGGAUAGAUUGUAUGCUUUCUUCUGUCUUCUAAACAUUCCACUUCAAGCAGCCGCAGCGGAAAUUUGUGGGCUGAUGUCUUACCAUCUUUUCAUCCGAUGUAAAGAGGACCAUGAUAAUAAACAGGAAUGCACACUUAA
Molecule: messenger RNA, 3722 nt
Organism: Xiphophorus maculatus (southern platyfish)
Lineage: Eukaryota; Metazoa; Chordata; Actinopteri; Cyprinodontiformes; Poeciliidae
Gene: rgs6
Product: regulator of G-protein signaling 6-like
Exons: 18
Coding region: 203-1816 (537 amino acids)
Biological process (GO): G protein-coupled receptor signaling pathway; intracellular signal transduction; regulation of G protein-coupled receptor signaling pathway
Source: RefSeq, a predicted model, not a curated record